AUGACAUCUCCACUAAUUAACCAUGAAUCAUUCCUCAAAUGGGAUCCUGCUCAAGUAUCAUCCUAUAUCAUUUCAAUCUUACCAAAUGAACAAGAUCAAAAGUUAAUCGGUACAACAUUCUUAGAUCAAAACAUUGAAGGAUCUUUACUACCUUUUAUAACCACAGAUCAUCUUAAAGAAUUAGGAAUAUCUAAACUACAAACUAGAUUGCUUAUAAAACGUUCAAUAUCUGACUUAAUUACUGAUCACUACUCAAAACAUCCUCCUCAAUCUUUCAAUGAUCCUGAUUAUGAAUUAAACAAUAUUAACAUAAAUAAUAAUUAUGUCUCGCUAGAAUCCCUUUCUCUUUCAACAGUGUUAAUUAAAGAUAUGAUUAAAAAAAUCAAUGGAAUCUAUCAACAACAUACUAAUGUACAGCAACAAAUUCAAUCGGGUGAACCAUCUCCACAAUCACCCACUAAUCAGUCUCAAUUAGAUCUUAAGAAAUUGAACGAUAAUUUCAUAAAAUUGAAAACAGAUCUUAUACCAGUCAUUCGACUUCUUAAAGAUACAUCGAAGCCUUUACCAACUCCAACAUUAGAUCCGGGUCCAGCCUCUAAUUUCGAUUAUCUUGAUAAUAAUGGAUCAACAGCCAAUGACGAUUCUACUUUAACUGGUCAUAAAAAUAUAUCAAGAAGUAAUAGUGUGAAUUCAAGUUCAAUUGGACAUACUUCAUCGUCUACAGCAAUAUCAAGUACAACUUUAGCAUAUAAUAAUAAUAAUAAUAAUAAUAAUAACAGUGGUACUGUGAAUGGAAGUUUAAAUUUACCUAGUCCUACAUAUUCUAACAGAUUCUCGACUGCAUCAGUUCUUUCUAUGGGAACAGGAAAAAUUAUAUCACAAACUCUACCAAAAGUUUCAUCGCAUAAUGAUUUUAAAAUAGUUAGUGUUUCAAACAGUGGUUCCAAUAGAAACCUUCAAGAUCUUGCCAACAAUAAUUCGACUCCUGGUUCUGAGUCAGUCACAAAUGGUAAUGGUGAAGUUUUAAGACCUAAAUUGGUGAAAGCUUUAAGUGGUAAUUUGCCUCCACCACUUUUAAAGUCACUGUCUUCAACUGCAGUAUUAUCAAGUAUUCAUGAUGAUUCAACAGCUAUUAUACCACAAACAGUAACUGCUUCAUCAACUCCAGCACAGGGUUCCACCACAACUACCACUCCUACGGGGCUCCCAAAAACAACAGUAAGUCCAAAAGCAGCUACAACUACAAAUGGAUCGGCAGCACCUACAUCGAGUAAUUCUAAUGGUAACACACAUCCAACAACUACUCCUACACAUACUACAAGUGCUACAACCUCUUCACACAGUAAUGAACCAUUAAAACAAUUACGUGCAUCUACUGAAGACUCGUGUCUUAAGAUCUUACAACAAGCCAUGAAAAGGCAUCACAUCCCUCGAGAUGAUUGGUCAAAGUACGUGCUUGUUAUUUGUUACGGUGAUAAGGAAAGAAUCCUUAAACUUGGGGAAAAGCCUGUAGUAAUUUUCAAAGAAUUACAAGAAUUGGGAAAGCAUCCAGCAAUAAUGCUUCGACAACUAGCUACACCAACUAAUGAAGAUGAUACUCAUGGUAAUGAUGAUGUAAGAAACCCAAUGUAUAAAGACAGUAGAAUUGGCGAUGAAAUCCCUGGAGGUACUUUAUAG
Molecule: messenger RNA, 1677 nt
Organism: Scheffersomyces amazonensis
Lineage: Eukaryota; Fungi; Ascomycota; Pichiomycetes; Serinales; Debaryomycetaceae
Gene: STE50
Product: Ste50p
Exons: 1
Coding region: 1-1677 (558 amino acids)
Biological process (GO): signal transduction
Molecular function (GO): protein binding
Source: RefSeq, a predicted model, not a curated record